ACACAUUUAUAUCUGUUUAAACGAAUAUUAAAUUACAAUUUAGUAGUUCAAAGUUUAACUUAGAUUUUGAUCAAAUAAUUUUUUUGGGUAAGAGUCCCAUCAUGCAUCUCGAUUAACGCCAUACUUGUUUUUGGAUUUUGAAAAUUAGGAAUUUCAAAAUGUGGAAACUAGAUUGGACGCGUUCAUCAUUAGUCGUCGCUAUAGAUUUUGGCUGAACACGCUAUUAUUAAACGUUUCGCAUGGAAUUAUUAUUAUAAAGCUGUUAUCAUAAAACGACUAUGUAGACAAUAACUGCAUAAGGAUGUGGAUAUAUCGGUCUAUAUGGAACCUCGUGUGUUGCUGUGUGUUUGAUUACGCCGUAUUCCUUUUAGUUGAUUUUGCAGCGAAGUUGUCGUUAAAUGCUGCGAGGUAUGUAUGGGACGAGUACGAACGCAGUUCCAUAUGGAUGUAUCAAUCGCUGCUGUUGCUGUCCAUCAGCCUUGCCAUCUACACGGUCGCCCAUACGCCGUACGUCCUCAUCGUACUCACGUGCGCCACAUUCCUGUCUUGCUGUGACCCGAAUUUUCACCGAAAGGCGCCAAAGUACAUCAGGCACGCGUGUCGUGUUACGCUGCUCACACUGACGUGGACGAUCGAUUCGUUUGGUGCCACUAGCAUUUGGCUGUACAACCUCGCCUGGCGUAAGGCACUCACGAAGCAGCAAGAGUUUGGGGAAGGACCAACAAACGAGUGUCGCCAGGGCGCGCGCGUGAACGAGGCGCGUGCGCAUGACGACGACGACGACGACGACGACAGCGAUGACGACAUAUACGACCCACCGCCUCACGCUCGUCAUUCAUUGACCGUGAACCUUUAUUCCAAUCCGUUUAGAAAUUCCACGCACCCGACAGGACUCUCCGCUCGACAAAGACAAGUUAAUCCGUGGCGGACGGACCGUGGUCGCGGCAACGAUGAGUCACAGUCUGCACGAGGGAACGCAUCAGCAGGCAGUCUGUACGAUGCUCGGCCAUCGGAGCGGCGUGAGUUCGCGCAGACCGAGGCGUACGGACGCGGGGAGGCCAUAAGCGCGCGCGGAGGCGUCACGCGAGCGAGGCCCCAGCCUCAGCUGCGCAGGCCCACCCUGCAGGAGUUUCGUGAGGCUGGGUCGAUGGGGAAUGCGGCGGUCGUGUGUACGCAGCAGAGCAGCGUAGGAAACGCGCGAACGAGCGACGCUUACGUGGCGUCGUGGAACAGAGGCGCCACCAUUUCGCCGGCGCCCCCUGCGGGCGACAGACCGUUUGAGAUCGUUGGCAGCAAGGUUCCUCCGUCUACUCAGAGGUUAAGGGACAGGGUGCUAUCAUUUCUCGGACGUGGUCAGAGACAAGACCGACCGCCGGGCAUGGUCAACGAUGGCCGUAACAUCUGCUUCGUCAACUCCAUCCUGCAGUGCCUGUGCCACACUCCGGAGCUCGCGGACGCCAUCUCCGCCGCCGCCGCCAUCGACGACGCCACCAUGCGACGGUCGCACGCCGAGCGACAACUCGUCAACUCGCUCGCGACUCUGAUCUGCGCGUCUCGACGGCAGGAGGUCUCGUGUCUCGACACGGCGGCGUUCUGUGAGGCGGGGUCUCGCAUGAACCCUGCGCUCAUCUCUCCGCGCUGCGCGGACCAGGUGCAGCAGGACGCGGCGGAGUUCGCAAUGUGGCUCAUCUACGCGCUGCACGCCGCGCUCAACCGCCGCGCCUCCCCCGCCGCGCCCGCGCCGCGCGGCAGCAGCUAUGAGUCACUGCAGGCGCACCGACGCUCCCCAUUAGCCAUCCUCAGGUUCAUCUACGGCGACCUGACGCCGCACGCCGUAGAGGGCCUGAAACACGAGUGCCAGCAGCAGAUAGAGCUGAGUCACGGGCUGGAGCCACGGCGGCUCGCCGAACCUCUCCAGCGGCUCUCCGACCUCGAGUGGAUGAGCUACAAGGAGCGAAACGAGUCGCCCGUCGACGACAUCUUCACGGGACAGUGCGUCGAGGCCCAGCACUGCCUCGCCUGUAACCGCGUCUCCGUGACGACGCAGACGUUCAGUCUGCUGCCGGUGCCGAUCGCACGUGGGGAGGACGCGGCGGUGGCGGCGCGCGCGCCCGUACGACUCGAGGACUGCUUCGAGAAAUACUCGAAGGUCGAGCAGCUGGAAGGCGGCAACGGACUCAUGUGUCCGCGCUGCUGCACCGCUGGCGCCCCCACGCGGCUUUCAUCGCCCGGGCUACGCACGGCAACGCCCGACAUCAUCACGCACAUGCGGCGUAUUGCCAGCGCCGACGCAGCGGCGUGGUCGCCGAUAGCGGCGACACCUGGCGACGUCGCGUCGUCGGACCCGGGCGCGACGUUUCGCACGUCGACUCCCGUGGAGGCGGCGGCGGCGGGCAGCUCGAGGCGGACGCAUGGACAGCGGGUGACGCUGCUGCGGCAGCUUCCCAAGUGUCUUGUCGUGCAGCUGCUGCGCUUCACGUACGACCAGUCGCUCGCAGUCUCACGCAAGAUACACGCGCCCGUCAGAGUCCCGCUCACGCUCGACCUCGCGCCCGUCAUCUUCGACAACCUGGUGUACGACGAUGGGUCGACGACGGACGCGUCGGGACACGUGUAUGUGUACGAGCUGUACGCGGUGUGCGUGCACGUCGGCACUGGCAACACCUUCACGGGUCACUACAUCGCCUACAGCCUCGCGGACGGUGUCUGGUACAGGACCGACGACGAGGCAGUGGUUGCCGUCAGCAUGGCAGACGAACUCGAGUCAAAGCUCGUGAGGGAGAACGCUUACCUUCUGUUCUACAGCAAGCGUCCGGUGCAGGUCUGCUCGGGAAGUCCCGCGCCGUCCGUGUGACUCGGUGGCGGCGGCGCGCGCGCGCGGUGACGUGCGUGGGGGUCGCACGUGCCAGCUCGUUGCUCUCCGACAUGCGUUACGAAUGCAGGUUUUACAUGCGCGUAGGCGUCGACGCUUGCCUGAGACGGGAAGGCCACUAGAAGUGUUGCUGCAGCACAGAGUGUUGUAAGCGUCGCGUGGGAGUCACCGGCAUGCGGCUCCCGCGUUGCUUUGUUCUUGGAGCCGAUGGUACGGGUACGACAAUGUCACGAUUGCCUGUCUACGAAUCUUGUGCUCCUCAUCUUCAGGAGAUUGCUCAUGCGACGGGAGACAAGCUGCUCAGAUAGACAAACGAUUUGCACGGUGUGUGUGGGGUCGUGUUUGUAACACAUGAGAGUAUCGAAAAAAAUUGCAUCUUUUGUCUUGCACCUCGCGAGAAGAGUUAAGGUGCGCUCGUUGUCAGUGCGAGUAUACUUAGCCAUCAUGCUGUAGGUUGCAUAGAAGUGUGUAUAGGCAGUGUGUGUUUGUCUAGGCAACACACUGGAUAAUAUUACGUACAUGGUCAUUCACAUUUUAAUGGUAUUCCCCCCCCCCACGCACGCGAAAUGCCUGUAUGCACAUACAUUGAUUACACACGCAAAAACUUAUGCAUGCUCGCACACCACACCCACGCACACAAACAUCCGUGCAAGCACGCACCCACACACAGACCUGUGCACUCACGCACCCACACACAAGUGAAACGCCUGCACGCACUUCUAUACGUAUGAACACUGCACUGUUAGCGAGAUUUGAAUUGUUUUCCGUGCGAUACGUAGCGCUUUGUGAUCGUGCGGCGGUGGAAUGUUUUGUAAAUAAGAUUUGUUUUAGAAUGUAGUCUAGUUCCCCCGGUUGACUAGCUACGUGUUGGGCACACAUAGGAUUGAUGAGAAAGGUUGUUGUUACUGUCUGAAACAUGAUUUUGGUUUUGUUUUCUGUAUGUUUACAGAUUACAGCUAUAAUAAAAUGCAAUCCUGCCCACGUAAAAUUA
This is a messenger RNA of Priapulus caudatus, 3863 nucleotides long. RefSeq names its product ubiquitin carboxyl-terminal hydrolase 7-like. Gene Ontology annotation, molecular function: cysteine-type deubiquitinase activity; cysteine-type endopeptidase activity. The transcript has 2 exons. The record is from RefSeq and is a predicted model, not a curated record. NCBI's taxonomy places the organism in Eukaryota, Metazoa, Priapulida, Priapulimorpha, Priapulimorphida, Priapulidae. Gene Ontology annotation, biological process: protein deubiquitination. Gene Ontology annotation, cellular component: cytosol; nucleus. The coding region runs from base 302 to 2854 and encodes 850 amino acids.